ACUUUGCAUUUGAUCACGAGAUGUUUUGACCACGUAGAGAAGAUGUCACUGCUGAUGAUGAUCCACAGACAAUACCUUUGACCUCUGACCUUUUUGACCCUUGCUUUCACAUUAAACUGUCAACCAUGUGCCUCCUCUUUGUGUAUGUGUGUGACACAGCUGCUGAUGAUGACUAUCGUCUAAUUAUUGCUGAUAAUCGAGAUGAGUUUUGGGACAGACCAACAAAUCUGGCAGAAUUCUGGGGGCCCCAAGGCGAAAUAAUCAGUGGUGUUGAUAUGGAACCAGGAAGGGAAGGGGGCACUUGGAUGGCCGUAUCAAAAGUUGGGAAAGUAGGAGUACUUCUCAACAUCUUGGGUAACCUGGAUAAAACCAAAUCUGGUAGAGGUUCACUGAUCAUUGAUUACUUGAAAGGAGACCUAACUGAUGACCAGUAUAUAACACAGAAGAUCAUGCCAAUCCACCAGGAGUUCAACCAAUUCAACUUAAUUCUUGCAGACAUCAGACCAAAUACAACACGUCUUAGCUACUACAACAACAAAACAAACACAUUAAGGAAUCUUCCCAAUGGAGUGUAUAGCUGUGAUAAUUCAACCAUGGAUGAGCCAUGGCAAAAGUCUGUCCAUGGCCAGGCCGCCUUCACCAAGGUCGUCAAAAACCACGGCAGGAAAACAGACAAGGACACGUUGGUCAAGUCUCUCCUGGACAUCCUGUGUGACUCAACUAGGUUUCCAGAUGAUAAACAAUUACUGAAACAAGCUAUUAUAAGUUAUACUCCAGAUGAUAUCCGCCUGGAGAGGAGUGCAGCAUUUGUUUGGUCCCCAUCCAUCAGAUAUGGCACAAGAACCAACACAAUAUUACUUGUAGACAAAUUUGGAGAAUGUGAGUACAUCGAGCGGACAUUUAAAAUCCCUGUGGACCCAGAAAACCCUGACUGCCAAACAAAGUCCUACAAGUUUCAAGUGAUGCCUCAGAACAAACUGUGA
Ylistrum balloti is the source of this 983-nucleotide messenger RNA. Its product is annotated as transport and Golgi organization 2 homolog. NCBI's taxonomy places the organism in Eukaryota, Metazoa, Mollusca, Bivalvia, Pectinida, Pectinidae. Gene Ontology annotation, cellular component: Golgi apparatus. The transcript has 8 exons. The record is from RefSeq and is a predicted model, not a curated record. Bases 126 to 983 code for a protein of 285 amino acids. Gene Ontology annotation, biological process: Golgi organization; protein secretion.